UCACGUGGCUGCUGGUCACCACCGCCACCCUCUCCCGCCCUGUUCUCUUUCAGGUCGGGCCGGCCCGGCCGGUUCCGCCAGCGCCCAGCAGACUGAGGGAGAGAGAGAGAAAGAGGAGGGGAGGAGGAGGAGGAGGAGGAUUCAGGGAGUAGGAGCUGGGGAGCCCUGCUGCGCCACAGACAAUUUUUGAAGACUUGGGGAAGAAAGGAAAGCUGUCAGAAAGGCUGCAAUAUCGUUAUAUUAAAGGCCUAUUAUAACCGGUAACAAAAGAAAGAACUAUCUGCAUAUUCUCCCUGAAGUUUGUCACUGUAUGAAGCACUUCCCAAAAUACUUACCACUAUACCAAUAAGGCUUAUGGAUUGGCUCUGAGGGCUAAUACAAAAGAUGUAAAGUCAUCAUCUUUUCUUACAGCUGAAUAUUGAAAAGAAGAAAAAUUUGUAUCAAUACCAUCAACAUCUAGCUCAAUGUGCAUACGGACCACAAUCAUGAAUGUAAAGGGAAGAACACUGGAAUUGUUUCCAGACUGCUGUAUAAUUUGCAUAGAAGGCUGAGAAUGAGUAUUGGAAAUGAAGGUUUUGAAUUCAUGGCAGAAAGAUCUUAUCCUGGAUUUAUCCUGGAAAUACUGAAAAUAGUGCUAUUUAGGAGAAAAUUUCUCAAGGGGUACUGGAGCACUUGCAAAUUUUAGGUUUCCAUCAACAAACCCUAGAUGGCCUGGGCCGGGUAUGAACCGAUCAACCUUGGAGCAUGUGGCCGGCGCCCUAACCACUGAGCUAUGGGUAUCCAACCAAUUUGUUAAUGCUGUGUUUCUACCAUCUCAGUUGAAGGAGAACUUAGCUGGUCUCUAUUUCUUGAUUUUCUUCAAUUCUUACUUGCCUACCCAGAGUUAUAUUUGGAGAACUCUGUCGUACUGACUCUGAUGUCAUCUUUGACCUAUAACAAGAACAUGCAUUUUCAAGUGUCAACUGGAUUUGUGGACCAGUAAAAUUCUCCCUGAAAGUAAUACCCCAUUUCCCUGAAAAUAAGACAUCCUCCGAAAAUAAGACCUACUUACAGGAAAGGUAGUUACUUUUGGUGACAUUGUCCGUUCCCACCAUGUAUCAUUCCUUAUCUGAAACUAGACAUCCUCUGCAGCCUGAAGAACAAGAAGUAGGCAUUGACCCUUUGUCCAGUUACUCUAACAAGUCUGCAGGAGAUUCAAAUAAAAAUGGAAGACAAACAAGUUCUACUUUAGACUCUGAGGGGACUUUUAAUUCGUAUAGGAAAGAAUGGGAAGAACUAUUUGUAAACAACAAUUACUUGGCAACAAUAAGGCAGAAGGGGAUUAAUGGGCAGCUGAGAAGCAGCAGGUUCCGCAGCAUUUGCUGGAAGCUAUUUCUUUGUGUUAUUCCUCAAGAUAAAAGUCAAUGGAUAAGUAGAAUUAAAGAGUUAAGAGCAUGGUAUUGCAACAUUAAAGAAAUACAUAUUACAAAUCCAAGGAAGGUUGUUGGCCAGCAAGAUUUGAUGAUCAAUAAUCCCCUUUCACAGGAUGAAGGGAGUCUUUGGAAUAAAUUCUUCCAAGAUAAAGAACUUCGAUCAAUGAUUGAACAAGAUGUUAAAAGAACGUUUCCUGAAAUGCAGUUUUUUCAACAAGAAAAUGUGAGAAAAAUUCUUACAGAUGUUCUUUUCUGUUAUGCUAGAGAAAACGAGCAGUUGCUUUAUAAACAGGGCAUGCAUGAGCUGUUAGCACCUAUAGUCUUUAUCCUUCACUGUGACCACCAAGCUUUCCUACAUGCCAGUGAGUCUGCACAGCCCAGUGAGGAAAUGAAAACCCUGUUGGACCCUGAGUAUCUGGAACAUGAUGCCUAUGCGAUGUUCUCACAACUUAUGGAAACUGCUGAACCUUGGUUUUCAACUUUUGAGCAUGAUGGUCAAAAGGGGAAAGAAACACUGAUGACUCCUAUCCCCUUUGCUAGGCCACAGGAUUUAGGGCCAACAAUUGCUAUUGUUACUAAAGUCAACCAGAUCCAAGAUCAUUUACUGAAGAAGCAUGAUAUUGAGCUUUACAUGCACUUGAACAGACUAGAAAUUGCACCACAGAUAUAUGGGUUACGAUGGGUACGGCUGCUGUUUGGACGAGAGUUCCCCCUUCAGGAUCUUCUGGUGGUCUGGGAUGCCUUGUUUGCAGAUGGCCUCAGCCUGAGUUUAGUGGAUUAUAUCUUCAUAGCCAUGUUACUUUACAUCCGAGAUGCUUUGAUAUCUAGUAACUACCAGACCUGUCUCGGCCUUCUGAUGCAUUACCCACUCAUCGGGGAUGUACACUCACUGAUUCUUAAGGCUCUGUUCCUUAGAGACCCAAAGAGAAAUCCAAGGCCAGUGACUUACCAGUUUCAUCCAAAUUUAGAUUAUUACAAAGCAAGGGGAGCAGACUUAAUGAACAAAAGCCGGACCAAUGCUAAAGGUGCUCCUCUGAAUAUAAAUAAGGUCUCUAAUAGCCUGAUUAAUUUUGGAAGAAAGUUGAUUUCCCCAGCGAUGGCCCCAGGAACCGUGAGUGGUCCUGUACCAGCAGUCCAAAGUGGUAGUGCCUCCUCUGCUGUAAUUCCCACCAGGACUUCAACAGAGGCCCCAAGGCAUCACCUGCAACAGCAGCAGCAGCAGCAGCAGCAGCAGCAGCAACAGCAGAGGCUGAUGAAAUCGGAAAGCAUGCCAGUGCAAUUGAACAAAGGCGAUAUAGUUACAGGAAACGAUGCUCAGGUUUCUGCUCCUGUCCAGACGCUAACUGACCUCCAAGGGCAAAGUUCUAAAAACAUCAGUUCAUCUCCAAGCAUUGAGAGUUUGCCUGGAGGAAGAGAAUUCACUGGCUCCCCACCUACAUCUGCUACUAAAAAAGAUUCCUUUUUUAGCAACAUCUCCCGUUCUCGCUCACACAGCAAAACUAUGGGCAGAAAAGAAUCUGAAGAAGAAUUAGAAGCACAAAUUUCUUUCCUUCAAGGACAGUUGAAUGACCUGGAUGCUAUGUGCAAAUACUGUGCAAAGGCAAUGGACACCCAUCUUGUAAAUAUUCAAGAUGUGAUACUACAAGAAAAUUUGGAAAAAGAAGAUCAAAUCCUGGUUUCCCUGGCAGGAUUAAAACAGAUCAAAGACAUUCUAAAAGGUUCCCUGCGUUUUAACCAGAGCCAAUUAGAGGCCGAGGAGAACGAGCAGAUCACCAUUGCAGACAACCACUAUUGCUCCAGCGGCCAGGGCCAAAGUGACCAAGGGCCUGAAGCCACCAAACAGGCCUCUUCAGACACCCCCGUGUGUGCAGACAGAGGGAGUUCAGACGACUUCAUCCUGGUUUCCAAAGAUGAUGGGGGCAGCGCCAGAGGGCCCUUUCUGGGCCAGGCCCAGCCUCUUCGCACCCUCAGAAGCAUGUCUGGAAGAUGCCAGGCCCCAGUCUGCUCCCCCCUUGUGUUCUCAGACCCACUGAUGGGCCCAGCCUCAGCUUCCUCCAGCAACCCCAGCUCUAGCCCUGACGACGACAGCAGCAAGGACUCCGGCUUCACCAUCGUGAGCCCUCUGGACAUCUGACCGCUGCACCCAGUCCUGCCUCACAGGGAUUCAGCCACUCCCUCAGUGACCCAAGACCAGGCUGAGGCUCCCUCUGUGGAGACUGAUCUAAACUGAUGCUUCUUUCCCAGCAUGUAUUUGGCACUGGUACAGCCCUUUGGAACCCUUUAGAGAGAAGCAAAUAUGGCCAUAAAGCACACAGACUUACCUUCACCAAAAUGUAGACAGGGCUCUCUAGGCCCUUACCUAACCCUCACCCCACCCUUUCUCUGAGUUAGAGCCGGGCAAAGGACCCAGUAUCACACUCACGGUCCAAAAAGACCCAGCCACAAUUAGAACUGCUUUUCCUCUGUCACCUUCUCCCCAACUAAGAAGGUAGGACAACUCCAUUGAUUAUAUUUAGAAGAAAGAGCAAAGCAUCAGGCAUAGGAAUAUUGGUUGAUAUCAAAAACUUCCUCAGUGGGAAUCUGUGUCUCAGCCUACUUGAUUCCUACUCUGAGAAAUCAUAUAGCACAGCCAAAUGCAAUAGAACUAGACCCAGUGGAUUCCAGGGCUGGAAAAAAUCAUUACUGACCUCUCAAACUUAUAUUGAUCUUUAGAAAUGGUCUAAAUUUAGGAAACACAUCAAGGCAAGGUGUGAUGUGGUAUUAGAUUUUUUUUAACUUAAGAAUGUGUUUCCAAUCCUCAGGCUGAAUUGACUUUGGCCAUCCCUUAAACAAUUGUAUUUGACCUUUUAGAAUCGUUCACAGCCAGAAAACAUGGUCACUUUAAACCAGUCUUUGCUGCACUGAUUUCAGAAAUUAUAAGAAUAUUUCUAUUAGCCGGGUACAGUGGCUCACGCCUAUAAUCCUAGCACUCGGGGAGGCCGAGGCAGGUAGAUUGCCUAUACUCACAGGUUUAAGACCAGACUGAGCUAGAGCAAGACCCCGUCUCUAAAAAUAGCUGGGCGUUGUGAUGGGCACAUGUAGUCCCAGCUACUUGGGAGGCUGAGGCAAGGGAAUCACUUGAGCCCAGGAGUUUGAGGUUGCUGUGAGCUAUGACGCCAUAGCACUCUAUCGAGAGCAACAAAGUGAGACUCUUGUCUCAAAAAAAAAAAAAAAAAGAAUAUUACUAUCUACUAUCCUUGAGUUCUAAACUAUGACUAUGUCUUUAUAGAAUAAAUAUCUUUCAGACAGUAAAUUUUCUGGUUAAGAAACAUACCCGUACAUACCUAUCAACUGAGGACUAAAGGGAAAACCCAAGUCAUUCCCAUCCAGAGCCAGAAUGGUCCCUUCUUUGGGAACAAGGAUUCCUAGAGAACAUUCCAGAUGCCGGGAGGAUGCAGGAUGCGUACAUGACCCCUUCCCUUGCUGGGAGCCAAGCAUGGAAGCUGCAGGGCCUGUGCUCAGCUAUGAACUCUGCAUCCUCGGCACCACUGCCAGGCCCAAGUCUGACAUGCCAGAGCUUUGAGCCUUUGUACACAUUAGAGACUCUCCCCUACCCCCCACACUCCACCCAACAGUUGGAAGCUUAGGAAACUGGGAUGGGCACAAAGCAUCACAUGAAUUGUUUCUCUCCUUAAAGGAGGAGCUCGCUGGAAAGGACACUUUCCUCACCUUCACCUCGGCAGGGAUUCCAGCAGAAAUGGGUGGGGACUGCAAACAGACACAACACCCGCUUCCCUUCAGUUAGAGCAGCCCCUGCUGGGGACGACUGGCUCUUCGGGCCUCUCUCUCCUCGGAGGAUGGCAAGGCUCUAACAGUGGAAGCCUUCAGGAUAACAAAUGAAAGUCUGAAGAACAGAUGCCAUUUCCAUCCUUCCCACGGCUAAGCAGGCAUCUCUAUAGACAAAUGGGAAACUGACAUGAUUUCCCACUGGUUCUCCAAGAAAAUGGUGAUGACUCUUGAGCCAACGACUACAGAGAGAGUUUGAAUUAGCUCUGCAAUUUGUCCUUAAACUCUAGCACAGAAAUCACCUCUUACCACCUCAGUGUGUAGGGGUGAAUGAUACCCCUGGCUUUGCCAGAUAACAGUGUUGUCUGGCGCUCCGGGAUUAGGCGCUUGCUCUGCAGAUGCUCUGCUCAGCUCUCCGGCUCCUGACUGAGCUGUCCUCCUAGCACCUGCGAGUGCCCUUGUAACUGUCCAGGGGUUGCCAGUGGAUACUUUCUCACGAAGGACUUGGCUUGGGAAGGUGCUGGAGUGUGGAGUUGUUCCCCCUCAGGGCUCUGGGACAGAAAGGACCAUAGAACUGGCUACCUUUUGGCAGCAGGGCCACUGUCACCUCCAGCAUUGCCUUUUCUCUGAAAGGCAGAGUCAUGAUAACUGAGUGUCACUAGCCACACAAGAGUCCUGGGCACCCGCCCUGCCAGUCGGGCUCUUGGCUAGUUCCCUGUCAGUAGCCGGUGUUCAGCAGGCCCUGGAUAUUCCUAGCCCCGCCCACACACGAGGGGCAGGUCCUCUCCAUCUGCCCUGGGUUAGCGCCAUGUGAGGACCAGUGGGUUCACUCGGAGGUAUUGUUUCUGUGGACACAGGCAAUACCAGCCUCAGUUCCCGGGGUUCACACUCAGAGAAUCCUGUUACUGUCCUGUUUUUUCUAAGUGACUUUUUUUAUUCAUAGUUGCAUUGUUUUCAUUUUUAUUAGUUAGAGUGCUAUUAAAGAAUAUGUGUUCCUUUUUAUUUUAUCAGGUACUUACGUUUAAGUGCACAUUUUUAAAAUCUUGACUAUAUGCAACCUUUUAGUUUUUCCUUAACAUGUGGUAAUCAGUGAAAUCCCUCUUGUGUUUUGAUUAUAGCAAUUAAGUACAUUUUAUAUUAGGUAAACCUUAGAUUAAUUCCCAUUGUCAUCUACUUUUUUUAUACAUGCCCCUGUUUCAAGCAUCCGUCUCUGAUCAUAUGGGAAAUUUGAGUUAAAAUUUCUCUCUGUACAUUACACAUAAGUGUUACAGACUAGAAAAAGGAAGACAUAAUUCGCCUUACCUUGUGUGUGUGCCAAGUGGUCAUACAACACUUUAAAUAUUUAAUUAUACUGGAUUAUUCUUCCAAAGAGCACCUCCUGCUAAUGUUCAAAGGUAACUGCAAUCUGAAAAGAAAUAAUAUCACAGCAGAAUGAAUGUGACUCUAAAAAUAAUCCAAGACCUCCCUGGGAUUUGCCUUCUCCGCCUAAGUCUGAGUUUAAUCUCUCAACUGUCAGUCCUCAGGCAGCACUAAGGAAGCUGCCGUGGGGGUCUGGCUGCCUGCCCUUAACAGGAAUGCUGCCUUUACUUUGUCAGACGCCGAACAAAUAUAAAACUCUGAUAGUUAAUGCUGUCUCCUAAUGAGAACCUGUCAUAGUUGAUCCAAAUUUAUUAUUUCAUUUUUAUUUUAUUGUUUUUAAGAAACUGCCUCAGAGUUCAUUGCAGAACAAGAGUGUAUCUGGAGGACAUGCUGAGUGGCCGUCCUGUGGAGCCAUGGCUAGUUCCAUCCCUCCUUCCCUGCCCCCAUGGGUCCAGAGCAGGUGCACUGGGGGGACCGAGGAGCAGGGAGAGGGAGUCAGAUGGAUUAAGGAGAGCACCUGGAAAGCCAGGCUUCCUUCUCGAAGGCCAGACUGCUGCCUCAGUGUUACUUUGAAAAGCCCUCUUUUUAUAGUGUUGAAAAGAAAUAUAAAGUUCAGCUAAGCAGACUUGAGACCACUUUGACGUAAAAGCUGUCAUCAGAGUUUUUCUUACAAUGGCACGAUUGGUUUGAUGGAUGGAAUACGCAGUUAUGUCAUUUAUAUCCUAUUGCUUUUUUCUCAUCCAUCUUUAUGAUGUAACUCACAUUGAUUUAAGAAAUGAUGUAUCCUUUUGGCAAAGUGAUCCCAUUCAAUAUGGUUAUAAUAAAAGACUAAUGU
Nycticebus coucang (slow loris) is the source of this 7371-nucleotide messenger RNA. It is a transcript of the gene TBC1D5, whose product is annotated as TBC1 domain family member 5. Lineage: Eukaryota; Metazoa; Chordata; Mammalia; Primates; Lorisidae. The transcript is spliced from 31 exons. The record is from RefSeq and is a predicted model, not a curated record. Gene Ontology annotation, biological process: activation of GTPase activity. Bases 1093 to 3546 code for a protein of 817 amino acids. Gene Ontology annotation, molecular function: GTPase activator activity.